Hypanus sabinus (Atlantic stingray) is the source of this 5853-nucleotide messenger RNA. RefSeq names its product DNA-damage regulated autophagy modulator 1 (gene dram1). Gene Ontology annotation, biological process: regulation of autophagy. The record is from RefSeq and is a predicted model, not a curated record. Gene Ontology annotation, cellular component: lysosome. NCBI's taxonomy places the organism in Eukaryota, Metazoa, Chordata, Chondrichthyes, Myliobatiformes, Dasyatidae. The transcript has 8 exons. The coding region runs from base 158 to 916 and encodes 252 amino acids.
AUCCAAACUCCCUGUCGAAUCUGAAGCUGUCUUGUGGCGAGCUGACCCGUUUAAAGUUUUGCUCCAUGUGAAGACGGUACCAGACCCGGAAGAAGAGGUAAGGAAGGAGAGCGGCUGCCAGCGAAACACAGGGGCAAACACAGGCAGAGCAGAGGAGAUGUGUCGCUUCAAGUGCGAGAUAUCUUGCCUACCGGCCGCACUAGUCAUCUGGUCAUCCACAGCCUUCAUUAUAUCAUUCAUCAUCGCUAUGAGCGACGGGCACGUUUCUCCGCUCGUACCAUUCAUUAGUGAUACCGGAGCAAACCCUCCAGAGAGUUGUGUGUUUGGAUUAAUGGUAAAUAUCUCCGCCUUUCUGGGUGCAUUCACCAUGUAUGUUCAAUACAAGAUGCUGCAAACACUAAAUGAGGAAAAUCCCAUCAUUUCUCCCUACUUUAAUCGUGCUGCACUUGUACUCGGUUUGCUGGGUAGUCUUGGGAUGUGCAUCGUGGCAAAUUUCCAGGAGACCGCUGUGAGAGUAGUCCACGACAUUGGUGCUUUGCUUACGUUUGGCAUGGGAACUCUCUAUCUCUUUCUUCAGACCUAUAUUUCCUUCAAAAUGCAGCAUCUAUGUAACAAUCGCUCAGCGUUUCUCGCUAGGACAGGACUGACGGCAGUGUCAGUGGUGGCCUUCAUCAUUAUGCUCAUCUGUUACUUCUUAAGCGGAACGUCAAGGUUCAAUUGGAAACCAGCGGACGAGGGUUAUGGCUGCCAUGUAGCCAGUGCAGUUUGUGAGUGGAUGGUCGGCUUCUCCUUUAACUUCUUCUUCAUGACCUUUAUUAAAGACUUUCAGAAAUUUUCUCUACAUAUUAAAACGGAGAUAAUUGAUUCUGAUGAUGAGUUAAGAAGGCCUAUUCUCCACAGCCUCCAACAUCAGUGACUUCUCUGAGACGGUCUGAAGAUGUGGCGUGACAGAGAGGAAUUGGCAUAGUUAUCAACGGUAUCUUUCUCGUAUUUUAAGAUGUUUUGCACUUCCAGACAUUCCACAUGGGCAAUAUUAGACUCCAGAAAUAGACACACUACUCUGGAUAAACAUGACCAGCCAGCUCCAGGAGGACACAGAAACAAUUUCAGGACCUUCUGUAAAUAUCAAAAAUAAACUAACAUCCACACCAGCUGGUGGGAGUUACUGGUCCAUGGCCACUGACCUCAUCAUAGAAGCAAAUAGGGAGGAUCUGAGAUCCAAGACUUUCUUCAACAGAAGCACCAGAAGCCUUACCUAACAGGAAAUGGAGCCUCUAGCAAUCCAAACAAAAGACUAACCUCAUUUGUCACAUGUACAUUAAAACAUAGAGUGAAAUGUGUUGUGUCAACGAGCAAUUCAGUUUGAGGGUGUAGGCCGUAAGUUGUGCCAACAUAGCAUGUCCACAACUCACUAACCCAGACAUCCCACCUCUCCCAGAAGUUCCGGGAGUCUCCCGCAUAUUGACAGUGGCUCCCUGGCGCCUGCAAAUUAUAUACAAUAUCCCAGAAAUCGAUUUUAUUUUUUUGAGAGUGAGCGAGUUUGAAUGUGAAAGAGAGAGAGAGCGAGUUUGAGCGAGAGAGAGAGUGCGCCAUGGCAGAAUGUUCCCAAAAAAGAAAAUAUAAAACGUGCCUCACCCCAGACUAAAGUUUACCCCUGCCUAAUAGGGGUAAAAAAUAAUGACAGUGUUGCUCACUGCACUGUUUGCAACAGUAACUUUUCUAUUGCCCAUGGUGGGUUAAAUCACUGUUGAGGUGAGUUUAACAGGUGUCAUUCGUUUAUUAGCAUAGCUAAUGCUAUUUAAACCUGCUGGCUAACUAAGGAGGUAAUCUAUUGUAGACCUCCCACCUCUCCUGGAAGUUCUGGGAGUCUCCUGCAAAUUGACGGUGUUACCUCCCUGAAAUGAGUUUUUGCAGGGUGGGAUGUCUGCUAACCCUAACCCAUACACCUUUGGACUGUGGGUUGAAAUUGGACCACCUGAAGGAAACCAACGUGGUCAUGGGGAGAACAUACAAACUCCUUACAGAUAGAAGCAAGAAUGAAUCCAGCUCACAGGCACUGUUGUAGUGUUAUGCUAACCUCAAUACUAAAACUGUAAACCCAUCUGGCUUAGCUGUGGUCUAGUCUACGGAUCCCAGCACAGGUUGAAGAAAGAGAUGCAGAUUGUCCCACAACAGACUGGAUUGCUCAGGAAGAAAUAAUCCCAAAACUAUAUAGCACAUUUAAAGUUGUAAAAAAACCUAGAAAAUUCACAAGAACAACACUUUUCACAAGUUAUUUAUAUGUGACUAUCAGUUUGGAGAAGAUGUUAAGUAUUAACGAGUGAGGAAAAGGCAGAAAGUCAGGAUAGGAAACUCCCAAACAUUUCUCAGAAAGGCAGCACAGGAACAUUUACUUCACAGCUUCCAGGGUAUGGCACUGCCUGGACGGGGUCUGCAUGUUCCCCCUGUGAUAACAUACAUUUCUGAUCUGGCCAUUGGUAACGAUUGCAGUUACUCAAAAAAGGCUUGGAACAUGGACUGUUCGACAUAGCCAACGAAACGCAUGAAGGGUUAGGUAUUACCAGGGAUGGUUUGGAAAAUGGACUAAAUAGCCAUUGAAACACAAGGAGAGUUGGGGAGCGUUAUCAGGGAAAGCUUGGAACAUGGACUGUAACAUUUUGUGUGUGUUACUCCAGUAGAAGUGGUAGAGGCAGGUUCAGUAUUGUCACUUAAAGCAAAAUUGGAUAGGUUUAUGGACAGGAAAGGAAUGGAGGGUCAUGGGCUGAGCGCGGGUCAAUGGGAUUAGGUGAGAGUAAGCGUUCGGCACGAACUAGAAGGGCCGAGAUGGCCUGUUUCCGUGCUGUAAUUGUGAUAUGGUUAUAUUCCCCACCCACUGUUCCACAUAACUGUUGAGUAAUGCUUGCAAAACCAAAUCAUUACAAAUGCUCCCAUGCAAAAAAGUACAAAUUGUUGAACACUUAAGUGUUUAAAUGUCUUUAAUUACAAUGCAGCAGUAGCAUAGCAGAUACACACAGAGACUUUUUUGUCAGUUCCUCCUAAGACUGCAAACUCUACCUUCCAGUGUGAGAAGGGCACCAGGCAAAUGGAAAUUGCACCACUUGCAAGUUCUUGCUGAAACUGCACACUUUCUGACUGCAAAACAGCACUCAGUCUGGAUCUGAAUCCAAUAACACUCCAGUAAUAUUAAAUAUGAAAGAUUAGCAUAAUUUGUCAAACAUAUAUUGAAACAUACAGUGAAAUGUGUCAUUUGCAUCAACAACCAACACAGUCCAAAGAUGUGCUGGGGGCAACUGACAAGUGUUGCUAUGCAUCCAUUGCCAACAUAGCAUGUCAACUUACUAACCCUAACAUGUAUGUCUUUGGACUGUGGGAGAAAACCAGAGCACCUGGAGGAAACCCAUAUGGUCAUGGAGAGAAUGUACACCUUAGAGGCAGUGAUGGAUAUUGAAUCCCUAAUCACUGGUACUACAAAACGUUACACUAUUCUACUCUGCUGCAAAGCAUAGUUAUCAAAGCUCUUUCUAAACUCCUGUGAUCUCCUCCAGCCCUGCAUCUCUGUGCUCCUCCAAUUCUGGCUUCUUGUUCAUUCUGAAUUUAAUCACUCUUGGCAUUGUGUCUUCAGCAGCCUAGGAGCCUAUCUCCAGGAAUUCUUCCCUAAACCUCUCCACCAUCCCUUUAACCAAGCCUUUCAUCAACUCCCUUACAUCUCCGAUGGACCUCUGUCAUAUUUUGCCUUCUAGUGCUCCUGCAUACGAAGAUUUUAGACCAUAUGAUAUAGGAGCAGAAAUAGGCCAUCCAUCCCAUCGAGUCAGUGCCGCCAUUCCAUCAGUACUGAUUUGUUAGCCCUCUCAACCCCAUUCUCUUGCCUUCUUUCUGUAACCUUUGAUGCCCUGACUGAUCAAGAAUCUAUCAAACUCAGCUUUAAAUAUAUUCAAUGACUUGGUCUCCACUGCCAUCUGCAAUGAUAAAUGUAUAUAAAUAUUGCUGUAUUUGUUCAACUCAGAUUUUCUCACAGAAACCUCAGAUUUGGUUAAUCCCAAUGCUGGCUUUUUAAGACACAACAAUACCAACAGAAAUCUGAGUUGAGUUCAAUAGGAAUGCAAAUCUAACAAAGAAGAUUAAUGAAAUAUUUUAUGAUUUGAUUUAUAAACCAGUUGAUGAAAAUUUGAUAGAACUUUAUUUGAGAUGGUCAUGAGAAUGUAUACAUGUCUAUUUUACUGUACUGAAGUUUCAUUACUGUUUGUUAAAUUUUUAUUAAUAAACAAUAUUUUAUCAAAUUGUAUUUGUGAUUUUAUGUUCACACGUCCCCACUCCUGUCUUCUUUCCAUGAGUCCCUGAUCUCAGUCAUUCUCCUGAAUCUGAAACAAUGGCAGAUUAUUCAGCUUGAGGUCCGUCACUUUUCAACGAGUCUGCAGGUCGUGGAAGUUCAGCCCAAGCCCAUACUGACCACAUGGUUAGUCCCAAUUUCCUGUGUUCCGCCCUAUCCCUCCACGUCCAGCCCAAGUGUUUCUGGGUAUGGCACACCACGGUGCAUUACAGGCCAUUCAGCCACCAUGUUUGCCAACCUUCUAACCCACUCUGACCUCGAACCCUCCCUCCUACGUAGCCCUCCCUUUUUCUAACAUCCAUAUGGCUAUCUAAGAGUUCCUUAAAUCACAAACGAACAUGAGAAGAUUUGCAGAUGCUGGAAAUCCAAAGCAACACACACAAUAUGCUGGAGGAACUUGGAUGUUAGUGGUGAGCACGUGGAACACACUGACGGGGGAGGUGGUAGGGGCAGAGAGUUUUUGGACAUUCAAGAGACUCACACAACAUGCUAGAGGAACUCAGCAGGUCAGGCAGAUCCAUGGAAAAGAAUAAAUAGUCGACAUUUUGGGCUGAGACCCUUCAGGACUGAGAAGGAAGAGGGGAGAUGCCUGAAUUAAAAGGUGGAUCCACUCUCCUCUCCUAUCAGAUUCUUUCUUCUCCAACUUUUGACCUUUCUUACCCACCUGGCUUCACCUGUCACCUUCCAGCUAGCCUCUUUCUCCUCCCUCGCCUUUUAAUUCAGAACUCUCCCCAUUUCCCUCUCAGUCCUGAAGAAGGAUUUCAGCCAAAAAUUUUGACUGUUCAUUCUUUUCCAUAGACGUUGCCUGAUCUGCUGAGUUCCUCCAACAUUUUGUGUGGGUGUCUUGAAUGUCCUUAAUGUACCUGCCUCUAUCACCACCCUGGCCAUGUGUUCCACACACUCACCACUCUGAAAAAAACUUACCACUGACAUCCCCCCUAUACUUCCCUCCAAUCACCUCAAAAAUAUAUCCCCUUGGCAUUAGAUAUUCCUGCCCUGGGUAAAAGUCUCUGGCUGUUCACUCGACGCCUCUUGUCUUCUGGAACACCUCUCACGUCAUCUGCCAUUCUCGUUUGCUCCAAAGGGAAAAGUCCUUCAUUGCUCAACUGUUCAAUUAAUGAUCCUAUUGUACCUGCCUCAGCUAAUUCUUCUGGCAGAUUGUUCCAAAAGAAAUGAUUACUCCCUGCUCUGUGUAGUGCAUGGUCUCACAGGCAACUCAGCCUGUGGGUUGUGGGCACAUUGCCAGCACCCAAUUCGGCCAUUUCACCUGGUGGCAUGGGAAUGUUGGGAAAGGAGAACAGGGAAAAUACUGCAAGUAUAGCAAGCUGGGUACAGGGUGAGGAUGAAGGCCAUGGAAGAAAGAAGAGGGAGGAGCACGAGAGGGAGGUGCUGGGCAGGCAAGGAGAUAAGGUGAGAGAGGGAAAAGUGGGUGGGGAAUGGUGAAGGGGAAGGGUACCAUUACUGGAAAUUCAUGAAAACAAUGUUCAUGCCAUCAGGUUGGAGGGAUCCCAGAUGGACUAUAAGGU